CACCCUCACUAUGAGCCUCACUUCUUUUAUCCACGGCCGCGUAUCAAAAGGAAAGGACCCUUUCACUGAAUCCAGCCUCACCAUCAACAGCUUUUCGCAAAUCCAACAAUCAAGCAUCUCGGUCCAGAGUAGACAAAAUGUCGUCGCGUUUCUGGACACAGGGUGGGAGUGACUCUGACGAGGAGGAGAGUGAAAAUGAUGAAGAUGAGGUUGAGAAGGAAGAAGCUGGGGAGUCUACUGCCCAAUCUGCUCAAAACAGAUAUCUUAGAGAAACUGCUAGUGAUAGUGAUGACUCUGAUGAUAAAAAACGUGUGGUCAGGUCAGCCAAAGACAAACGUUUUGAAGAGCUGUCAGCCACUGUUGAUCAAAUGAAGAAUGCAAUGAAGAUUAAUGACUGGGUCAGCUUGCAAGAGAGCUUUGAUAAGAUUAAUAAGCAACUUGAGAAAGUCAUGCGGGUGAUGGAAUCAGAGAAGGCCCCUGCUCUUUACAUCAAAGCUCUAGUAAUGCUCGAAGAUUUCUUGAAUCAAGCUUUGGCGAAUAAGGAAGCAAAAAAGAAAAUGAGCAGCAGCAAUGCCAAGGCGUUGAAUGCAAUGAAGCAAAAAUUGAAGAAAAACAAUAAACAAUAUGAAGACCAAAUUAAUAAAUAUAGAGAACACCCUGAAAGUGAGGAAGAACCAGAGGCUGAAGAGGAGGAUGAGUCAGAUUUGGAGUUUGAGGAGGACCCUUCUAAGAUCGCAAUGUCCAAUGAGGAGGAUGAGGAUAAUGUGGAUGACCAAACUGAAAAGGACGGGGGCUGGGAGAAGAUGAUGAGUAAGAAAGAUAAGCUCAUGGAUAAGCAGUUUGCAAAAGAUCCUAGUGAAAUCACCUGGGAUAUUGUAAACAAGAAGUUUAAAGAAAUUGUUGCUGCCCGGGGAAGGAGGGGAACUGGAAGGUUUGAGCAGGUUGAGCAGCUAACUUUCCUGACAAAGGUUGCUAAGACCCCUGCACAGAAGUUGGAGAUUCUAUUUAGUGUGGUCUCUGCCCAGUUUGAUGUGAGUCCAGGUCUCAGCGGGCACAUGCCAAUCAAUGUCUGGAAAAAUUGUGUUCAGAACAUGCUUAUUAUUCUUGACAUUCUGGAACAGUAUCCUAGUAUUGUAGUGGAUGACACAGUUGAGCCUGAUGAGAAUGAAACCCAAAAAGGAGGAGACCAUAAUGGUCCAAUUCGGAUUUGGGGAAACUUAGUGGCUUUUCUUGAGAGGAUCGAUUCUGAGUUCUUCAAGAGUUUGCAGUGCAUUGAUCCACAUACGCAUGAGUACGUUGAGAGACUGCAGGAUGAACCAAUGUUUUUAGUUCUUGCUCAGAAUGCCCAAGAAUAUUUAGAGCAUGUUGGAGACCUUAAAGCUGCAGCAAAGGUUGCUUUGAAACGAGUUGAGCUGAUCUAUUACAAACCGCAAGAGGUUUAUGAUGCCAUGAGAAAGUUGGUUGAACAAACAGAAGAUGGAGGCAAUGGUGAGGAGCCUAAGGUUGAGGGAAGUAGGGGUUCCUCUGCAUUUGUUGUUACUUCUGAGCUUGUGCCUCGAAAGCCUACCUUUCCUGAGAAUAGCAGAGCGAUGAUGGAUGCUUUAGUCUCCCUCAUUUACAAGUCUGGAGAUGAGCGGACCAAGGCUCGUGCUAUGCUCUGUGAUAUCUACCAUCAUGCUCUCCUGGAUGAGCUCUCAACCUCCCGUGACCUGUUAUUGAUGAGUCACCUGCAAGAUAAUAUUCAGCACAUGGACAUUUCAAGCCAGAUACUUUUUAACAGGGCUAUGGCACAGCUUGGUUUAUGUGCAUUCCGUGUUGGGAUGAUCACUGAAGCACAUGGCUGCCUUUUUGAGUUAUAUUCUGGUGGGAGGGUGAAAGAGUUGCUUGCACAAGGUGUUUCACAAAGUCGAUACCAUGAGAAGACUCAAGAACAGGAAAGACUGGAAAGGAGACGUCAGAUGCCAUAUCAUAUGCACAUAAAUCUUGAGCUUCUAGAGUCUGUUCAUCUAAUUUGUGCAAUGCUGCUGGAGGUCCCGAACAUGGCAGCCAACAUUUAUGAUGCUAAGCGCAAAGUCAUUAGCAAGACAUUUAGGCGGUUGCUCGAGGUAACUGAGAGGCAAACUUUCACUGGUCCUCCUGAAAAUGUCAGGGAUCAUGUAAUGGCUGCUACACGGGCCCUUACCAAAGGAGACUUCCAGAAGGCCUUUGAUGUUAUCAACUCUCUUGAUGUCUGGAAGCUCCUCAGAGAUAGAGAUGGUGUUCUUGAAAUGCUCAAAGCCAAGAUAAAGGAAGAAGCUCUGAGGACCCACCUCUUUUCCUACUCUUCCUCCUAUGAUUCAGUGGGCUUGGACCUGCUGAGCAAAAUGUUUGACCUUUCACCAAUCCAGACUCAGAUCAUUGUAAGCAAAAUGAUGAUCAAUGAGGAGCUCCAUGCAAGUUGGGACCAGCCAACACAGUGCAUUGUCUUCUAUGACAUUGAGCGCACACGGUUGCAGGCUCUGGCAUUCCAGCUGACAGAGAAGCUGUCAAUCCUUGUUGAAAGUAAUGAAAGAGCAAUAGAGACUAGGAUUGGUGGUGGUGGUCUGGAUUUACCUCAGAGGCGGAGAGAAGGCCAGGAUUUCGCUAAUGCGGCUGCCUCAGGCGGCAAGUGGCAAGAAAAGUCAUCUUUCAUUCAGGGAAGGCCAGGUUAUAGCCGUUCUGGAUAUAGUGGUGGUGGAAGAUCCCAGGACCUAGGCCAAGUUGUUGGGGGUGGCCAUUCGAGGGGGGCUGGUCAUUUACGAGCAGGAGGUGGAUAUUCUGGAGGCUCAAGGUAUCAGGAUGGUUCAUCUCGCAUGGUUAAUCUCCAAAGGGGAGCUCGUGCUUGAAGAAAUUUUGCUAGAAACCACUGGAAAGAGAUUACAACAACCAAUUUUCUGCUUUUCUAAUUGCUCUUGAUAUUGAUAGGAACCUUAUUUGGAAUCGAGUAGUAAACUAGGAAGCUUGUUUUGUUGUUUCCAUUUCUUGUCAAACACUCUUCAUUAUCAGAACUCUUCUUUGUUGAAAUCUCGAUCAAAAUAAUGAACUCCAUCACAGUCAUCCUGUUUCUAGCU
Populus trichocarpa (black cottonwood) is the source of this 3089-nucleotide messenger RNA. Its product is annotated as eukaryotic translation initiation factor 3 subunit C. The transcript is spliced from 4 exons. The record is from RefSeq and is a predicted model, not a curated record. Gene Ontology annotation, cellular component: eukaryotic translation initiation factor 3 complex. Gene Ontology annotation, biological process: translational initiation. Lineage: Eukaryota; Viridiplantae; Streptophyta; Magnoliopsida; Malpighiales; Salicaceae. Bases 138 to 2864 code for a protein of 908 amino acids. Gene Ontology annotation, molecular function: translation initiation factor binding; RNA binding; translation initiation factor activity.